Cladocopium goreaui is the source of this 210-nucleotide messenger RNA. The record is from the annotation of a GenBank genome assembly. Lineage: Eukaryota; Dinophyceae; Suessiales; Symbiodiniaceae.
AUGAGGCGAAGGAUCAAGGAGUACAACAGGGAUCACGCUGUUCGGAAGAAGGACCUCAUGGAUGAAAAUGUUCAGGGUUGGGGGACGAAACGCAGCGAGAAGAUACGUGGAAGAGGCAAGUACCGUGAGUGGACGUCAGCGGCCAUUCUGCGUGUGGCGUGUUCACCUCAGUUACAGUUACUUUCUUCAGCUGUUUUGGGUUAUAGAUAG